AUGUCAAGGAAACAGAAGAGAACGAAAUGGACAGAAGAAAUGAAUAGGGAUGUUUUAGAAUGCAAAGAAAGAGCUCAAGAAUUAAAAUCAUCAGAAAAUCCAUCGUUAAAUGUUAACAAGUCAACGGGCAGGAAGAUAGGCUAUAUACAGCUCAUGAAGCAACUUUGGGAAGAACGAGGUUAUGCAAGCUUGGGCCUAACUGGACAAAACUUAAGAGAUCGAGCUUCGAAGCUUCAAAAGAUUCAGGUUCUUCCAACAUUUGGUUGUGAUAAUGAAUCGUAUAAAACUCAGGAAGGCGAAAUUGCUGAAGUAAGCGGCGGAAUCAACGAACUGAGACCGGAGUCAAAUUUGCAUAACAUUACUAUUGAGCAAGUCCCAGAGGAAUUAAGAAAUGAUGAAGAGAGUUCAUCACGCAAUUUGCUGCCAAAUUUGCCCGAGAUUAACGUGUUGCCAUCCCAAAUAAAAGAGAAAAUGCGGGGGAAAAUAACGCACCGAGAAUUGUGCUGUGAAGUGGGCGAGAUAUACGAUGAAAUCGUUCACUUCCGAAGAAACAUUUUUAAAAUCCCGUCCGGUAGAGCAGGCAAAGAUUACAUAACUGAAUUAACUUACUGGCUCAAACAAUUUAACUCCAAUGCUGAGUUGAACUCAAUUGCAUUAAAAGUAUUUAUGAUACUUCCUUCGCUGAUUUUGCAGAAGCCGUCUGCAAAGUCUAAGAGUAAAGAGCAUAGUUCAGCUAUCGAUCGCAGAUUACUCCUAUGGAGACAAGGCGACGUAUCACUACUAAUGAAAGAAGUAAGAUUUAUUCAAAAGAAAUUUAAAUCCUCGAGGAAGGCUAGAUCUAUGGAAGAUGUGUCUAAAACCUUUGCAAAAUUGGUCAUGCAAGGAAAAAUCACGGCUGCUAUAAAGAUGUUAGAUAAAGAGAGUUUAUCCAGUUUAUGUAAUCUAUCGCCAGAAGUCAUUAAAGAGCUUAAACAGAAACACCCAACAGCUGCAGAGGUGCAAGAGGGGAGCCUUUUGUAUGGGCCGAUGGAUUAUGUUCCACCAAAUACUUUCGAUUUGAUUGAUGAGCAGACCAUCUACAACGCAGCGUUAAAAACAAAAGGUUCGGCAGGGCCCUCGGGAAUGGAUGCCGAACUAUAUCGAAGAAUCGUGUGUUCAAAAAGUUUCAAGACCGAGGGAAAACUCCUAAGAGAGGAAAUAGCCAUAAUGACGAGAAAUCUGCUCAAGUCUUCAUACCAUCCCUCCCUAUUAGAGGCCUUUACAUCAUGUAGAUUGAUUCCCCUUGACAAGAAUCCUGGAAUUAGGCCAAUAGGUGUAGGCGAAGUACUGAGGCGAAUUAUCGGCAAAACUGUGUCAGCUUUUUUCAAAGAAGAGUUGAAACAAGCAGCGGGCCCGCUACAAGUUUGUGCUGGGCACAACGCGGGCGCUGAAGCCGCGAUACACGCAAUGAGCGAGAUCUUUGCUGAAGCUGAAACAGAUGGAAUACUUCUAAUCGACGCAAGUAAUGCUUUCAACCAAAUGAAUCGCUCCGUGGCAAUGCAUAAUAUCCAGAUUACUUGUAAUGAAAUCUCGCAGUAUCUUAUCAACACCUAUAGAAGUCCUUCUAGACUUUUUAUUUGUGGUGGAGGGGAGAUACUGUCUCAAGAAGGCACCACUCAAGGUGACCCUUUGGCCAUGCCUUGGUAUUCAAUCAAUACAUCAACCAUCAUACAAUCACUGAGACUCGCUAGCCCAGACGUCAAACAAGUUUGGUUGGCUGAUGACUCAGCAGGGGGAGGAACGAUUGCAGCGCUCUAUAGUUGGUAUCGUUAUCUGUGUGAAGAAGGCUUGAAGUAUGGAUACCAUGUAAACGGUUCUAAGAGCUGGCUGAUUGUUAAAUCACAACUUCUGGCGUCAGAAGCAGAACGGGUGUUUGGAAGCGAGGUGAAAAUAACAACUGAAGGAAGGCGACAUCUGGGCGCAGUUAUUGGUUCUACAAAUUACAAAGAAGAGUACUGCAACGAAAAGGUCAACAGUUGGAGAGAAGAAAUCGAAGCACUAAGUGAUAUUGCAAAAAGUCAACCUCAUUCAGCCUAUGUUGCUUUCACAAAGGGCUUCAAAUCGAAGUUUACAUAUUUUAUGCGAACGAUAAGCUCCUUUGAAGAUUAUAUUAACCCUAUCGAGGAAGCCAUAAGUGAGUUGUUUCUCCCAGCCUUGUUCGGCCAAGAAGAGCCUCUGCCUGAAGAAUUGCACGAAGUUAUCACACUGUCCCCUGCACAAGGAGGUUUAGGGAUACCUGCAUUAAGUGAAGAAGCGCCACAACAGUACGCAGCAUCGACGUCAAUAACACGUCCACAUGUGGAGGCAAUAUUAUCGCAAUGCACUUCCAUGCCAGAGAUCACUAAUGAGAUAAAAAACGAACAGCAGUCAAUCAAGAGGGCAAAUGCCAAUGCAAAAAGAGAACGUAUCGACGAGUCUCUCCCAGCCGAUCUCCUACUUCUUGUUAAACAAGCGCGGGAUAAAGGAGCAAGCUCAUGGUUAAAUGCUAUACCGGUUGAAGAACAAGGUUUGACCCUCAACAAAGAAGAAUUUAAGGAUUCGAUAAGAAUGCGGUAUGGCAUGCCAUUGCCCGACUUGCCAAGUCAUUGCGUUUGUGGGUCUGCAUUUUCCGUCAACCACGCAUUAUCGUGUAAAAGAGGAGGUUUUGUGGCCCGAAGGCAUGACGGUGUUCGUGAUUUACUGACCACGCUGCUCAGCAGAGUAUGCAACAACGUGGAAGCCGAACCGAAAAUCAUGCCAUUGGACAAUGAACAAUUCCGUUUACAGUCCACCAACAGAAGCCCGGAUGCGCGAUUGGAUAUCAAAGCUGGCGAGUUUUGGGCAAGAGGAGUUACAUCAUUUUUUGACGUCCGUGUAUCGCAUGUAAACUCCCAAUGUCAUCAAAACAAAGCCACAUCUGAUAUCUUUAAGGAACAAGAAGCCGAGAAGAAAAGAAAGUACCAACAGAGAAUCUUAGACGUGGAAAUGGGAACAUUUACGCCUUUAGUCUUUGGAACGAAUGGAGGAGUUGGAGACGAAUGCCAGAAAUUCUUAAAGCAUCUUGCCGAGAAAUUGUCGAGGAAAAACGGAGAAGAUUACGCAACAGUUAUUACCUGGAUCAGAACAAGAUUGUCUUUCGAAAUAUUGAAAUCAGUGCAUUUGUGCACGAGAGGAUCUAGAUCGCCAUUUCGUGCGAAAGAUGAACAUAUAGACGAGUUCAAAUUAAACUCUGUUACAGCAGAGGUUUUUUAA
Messenger RNA from Paramuricea clavata, 3270 nucleotides. The record is from the annotation of a GenBank genome assembly. NCBI's taxonomy places the organism in Eukaryota, Metazoa, Cnidaria, Anthozoa, Malacalcyonacea, Plexauridae.